Molecule: messenger RNA, 1526 nt
Organism: Carassius auratus (goldfish)
Lineage: Eukaryota; Metazoa; Chordata; Actinopteri; Cypriniformes; Cyprinidae
Exons: 1
Coding region: 448-702 (84 amino acids)
Source: RefSeq, a predicted model, not a curated record
UGCACUCGGAACCAUUAAACGUUUCAGGUUUGCGGACGGACGCGCAUUCACCCGGACGUUGUUACCACAGGCAGCCGCUGGCGUCGGAGUUUAUUUUUUCUCGAAUUAUUGCACGAAACCGUGACCUGAUGGUCAAAUGUGAAUACUACGGAAGAGCCCGUUCUUACAAAUCCAUCUUGUUCAGAUAACUACUAUCAACUACUAUCCGCGAGUUGUUCAUUUUAAGCUGCAUGAAAUCUCACCAGCCACUAACAUGUUUAGAGGAUUAGCAUUAAAGCCUCGUUUUGAUAACGCGCACCUGAUCGAAGACAAGCGUAUGAAGAAGAGGUUCUGUUCUCACUUCAACAAACCUGCUGCUUCGAGACACCUAACUAAAUGCAUGAUCUAAGCCAAGACUCUCUUGAAAUAGUUAACAAGGCGCCAGUCCGCUCUUGAGCUUUCCUCGCGAUGACGGAACGCUGUCCUUUGGCUGAGAAGGCGAUGUCGGAGGGCUACGCGCGGCUCCGCUUCAGGGACACGUCGCUGCUGGUUUGGCAGCAGCAGCAGCUGGAGCUGGAGAAAGGGCCUCCGACCAGUUACCUGAGCCGCAGUCAGAGCUCGUGCUACAGCCAGUACGGCAACCAGGCAGUUGUGGUACGGGACAAAACAAGACUGAAAGACUCCGAUAGCACUGGACAAUCCCGGAUUUGCGCUGUUAUGUGAUCGUGAUAUUCCUCUCAUGACUGAUGAUACGCUUCACACAUAUUUGUCAAGUCAACAGUACUGUGAUCUGUCCACAUAUCAUUGUUCAGAAAGUAUGGUGCUCGUGCUUACAAUGAGAUUUAUGAACAAUGCAUCAAACAGUAUCUUGAACAUGUAUGCAGUGUAGAUGGAGGACCAUUACCUGUUUAUUAGAGUUACUAUCAGUACUAAAGCUCAGUUUAACCAACUGAAAAUCUUAAUUUGAACCAAGAUUCAAAAUGAGCACGUAUUUCAUUAUACUGGAUAUCCCAAUUGAACAAACUACUAAUUAGUCAAGAUAUGUUAAUCACUGGUUGCAGUGUUUUUCAGUGGCAAAAUAUAAAGUAUCUACCAAUCUCUGACUCUAGGCUACAUUAUGCAUUACACGAGUGGCCCAGUGAUUUAUAGUUUAAUAUAUAUGUAUUAACCACUACAAUUUUGUAAUGUGAAUGGUACUUUGUUUUUCCCCCAAGGGAAACUGGUGACCACAAACGUAUUUAUAUUCAUUGUUAUUUAUGAAAGAGCAAUCUUAAUAAUACAGUAAUACAAUAAUAAUAGACCCUUUAAGUAUUUUGUUGUAAGCUAUCGGUUUUUUUCACGUUUACCUUUUUAAGGAUCGUUGAUGCCUCCAAAUUUUUUUUUUACAUCUAGAUUUAUUCUAAAUGACUUAAGAUGUCACAUUUUGACAGUUUGACAUUACACUUCUCCAAGUAUUUCUCAUCUCAAUCUUGCGUUUUUAAUGUCUUCUACAAAUACAAAUGAAAACAUUAAGUGCACUCAAAUAAAUAUCUACAUAGUAAAAAGAC